This is a messenger RNA of Leptopilina boulardi, 1227 nucleotides long. RefSeq names its product thymidylate synthase (gene Ts). NCBI's taxonomy places the organism in Eukaryota, Metazoa, Arthropoda, Insecta, Hymenoptera, Figitidae. Gene Ontology annotation, biological process: dTMP biosynthetic process. Gene Ontology annotation, cellular component: cytosol; mitochondrion. The record is from RefSeq and is a predicted model, not a curated record. The transcript is spliced from 4 exons. Gene Ontology annotation, molecular function: thymidylate synthase activity. The coding region runs from base 101 to 1102 and encodes 333 amino acids.
UGCCAUAACCUUGACAGCAGUUCAGUCUUAAUAUACGAAAAAUUUAUUAAAAUUAGUUUAUAUAAUAAAGAUUUCUAGUUUAUAAUUUGUGUUAACAACAAUGGAAGUAGUUAAAAAUGGAAAUAAUCAUUUGGAAGAAAAUGGAAAAAUGGAAAUUGUUAAAAAUGGUAAAUGUAAUUUAAAUGAAAAUGGAAAAAAUUGUCAAAAUACAACGAAUGAUGAUGAUGAUCAUCAUCAUCAUGAAGAAUAUCAAUAUUUAGAAUUAAUAAAGAAAAUCAUAAAUCAUGGAUUUAAAAAAUCCGAUCGCACUGGAACUGGAACAUUUAUGAUUGCUGGACCACAAAUGCGUUUUAAUCUUCGAGAUGGAAAUUUUCCACUGUUAACAACAAAACGUGUUUUUUGGCGCGGUGUCGUUGAGGAACUUCUUUGGUUUAUUCGCGGAUCAACAAAUGCAAAAGAAUUAACCGAUAAAGAUGUACACAUUUGGGAUCCAAAUAGUUCGCGACAAUUUCUCGAUUCAUGCGGAUUCACAGAUCGCGAAGAAGGCGAUUUAGGUCCAGUUUAUGGAUUUCAAUGGAGGCAUUUUGGAGCUAAAUAUACAAAUAUGCACGACGAUUACACUGGACAGGGAGUUGAUCAAUUAAAAAAUAUAAUUGAGACUUUAAAAACAAAUCCAAAUGACAGAAGAAUGGUAAUGUCAGCUUGGAAUCCAGUGGAUUUGCCAAAAAUGGCACUUCCACCUUGUCAUCUUCUCGUUGAAUUUUUAGUGAUGAACGGAGAAUUAACAACAAUUUUAUUUCAAAGAAGUGCCGAUGUUGGUUUGGGAGUUCCAUUUAAUAUUGCCUCAUAUUCAUUGCUCACUUAUAUGUUGGCACAUGUCACAAAUUUAAAGCCAGGAGAAUUUAUAAUAAAUAUGGGCGAUUGUCAUGUUUAUUCAAAUCAUGUCGACGCCCUUAAGGAACAAAUUAAACGUGAGCCAAGACCAUUUCCAAAAUUAAUAAUUACACGCGACAUUCAAGAUAUCGAUAAUUUUACUGCUGCUGAUUUUAAAAUCGAAGGAUACAAUCCACACGGUAAAAUUGCUAUGCAAAUGGCUGUUUAAUUAUUAUUAUUUUUUUUUUUUAUUAAAUAUAUAAGGACUGUUAAUUUUAAUUUCUAAAAUGACGAUAAAGAGAAAAAUUAAUAUCAAUCAAAAAUAAAAAUAAAGUACUUUUUUUAUAAAAAAAA